AAGUUUACUUAAGAAUCCAAUUCCACACCAUUGUACUAAUUGUUUGCUUCACUCUCUCACGUGCUCAUGCUCAUAAAUUCAGAAUCAGAAACAUUAUAAGAACAAGUAACUUCCCCUUUCACUUGCACCUACCAACAUUGUUGUUUGCUUUAGUAACUCUCCAACGUUUUUGUCUCAAUCUUCCAAUUCCUAGUUCCUAUUUUCUUCAGUUUUCUUUCAUCUUCUAUUGAGUUCAAAUGGGCAAGUUCUGGGUCUUGAUCAGCCAACUCCAUUCCGUUGCUGGGCCGGUGGUGACAUUGUUGUAUCCUCUGUAUGCAUCUGUUGUGGCUAUGGAGAGCACUUCCAAAUUGGAUGAUGAUCAGUGGCUUGCUUAUUGGAUCCUUUAUUCGAUUCUCACCCUUGUGGAAAUGGUUCUCCAACCCUUGUUGCAAUGGCUACCCAUUUGGUAUGAUGCGAAACUAUUGCUGGUGGCAUGGCUGGUUCUGCCACAGUUCAAAGGUGCUGCUUUCGUGUAUGAAAGGUUUGUGAAACAUCACAUUAGAAAACACAUAACAGACAGGAUUCACAAGUCUCCCAAGAAAGGGAAUUAUGAUUCCUGAGGCUUGUUGAAUUGGAAGGAGUGAAAGAAAGUGCUUUUGACUGAAGAUGCAAGCGUUUGAUGACCAGCUUUCAAUUUUUUAUUUGGUUUAUUGGGUUUAAUUUAUCCUUUAAUGUAUGCUUUAGACACAAAUUUCAAAUCCUUGCUUUGUUGUUUCAA
Lotus japonicus is the source of this 757-nucleotide messenger RNA. Its product is annotated as HVA22-like protein e. Lineage: Eukaryota; Viridiplantae; Streptophyta; Magnoliopsida; Fabales; Fabaceae. The record is from RefSeq and is a predicted model, not a curated record. Bases 237 to 599 code for a protein of 120 amino acids. The transcript is spliced from 5 exons.